This is a messenger RNA of Carya illinoinensis, 1551 nucleotides long. RefSeq names its product calcineurin B-like protein 9. The transcript is spliced from 10 exons. NCBI's taxonomy places the organism in Eukaryota, Viridiplantae, Streptophyta, Magnoliopsida, Fagales, Juglandaceae. Gene Ontology annotation, molecular function: calcium ion binding; kinase binding. The coding region runs from base 584 to 1225 and encodes 213 amino acids. The record is from RefSeq and is a predicted model, not a curated record. Gene Ontology annotation, biological process: calcium-mediated signaling.
AUAGGCUGAUUGGAAAGGAUUGCUAUAUGUUUGGCUUCUGAGAAAACUAAUCAAUAUAACGGAAAUAAAUGCUUAAAUGUUCGAUCUGUCGGUCUCCUUCUUCAUGCCAUUGUUCGGAGUCAUUUUUUAAAUAAAGCUAGAUGCACCGGAUUCUGCCCCAUCGUAAUUAUUGUAUUUGAAAAGAGUAAACAUAAUCACUUAAACCCCGUUUGUCUCUGGUAAAGUCUGGGAAAUUUUUUUUGAGGAACGAUAGUUGCUUAUUCGUAUAAAAUUUCCAUACAAUUACAAUAUCAUAAGAAGUCUGCGCUCUAAGCAACCGGACAGAACUUUAGGGGCUUUCUUGGACUCGUAUUGAAUAUGAUGAGCUUGUGAGUCCUGGGUUAUAUCUUUUAAUUUGGGAGUCGAGGGGUUAGCAAUUUUAGCAGGUUGUAUCCCCCUUCCCUUCGUUACCCAUCCGUUAUCUCUCUCCUUCCGAUCGCUGCCUCGCGCCGGAACAGCACAGUCGAUUCAGCUCCUUGCAGUGAGGCCUUGGCAUAGGCGCUUGUUUGGUGGUGGAGACCCUUCCUCCCUUAUUCUCCUGUAAAUGGGCUGUUUCCAGUCUACAGGAAGAAGACAGGUCCCUGGACAUGAGGACCCAGUAGUUCUCGCUUCCCAAACAGCUUUCAGUGUUAGUGAAGUUGAAGCACUUUUUGAGCUUUUCAAGAGCAUCAGCAGCUCUGUGAUUGAUGAUGGGUUGAUAAACAAGGAAGAAUUUCAGCUGGCACUCUUCAAGAACAGAAAGAAAGAGAAUCUCUUUGCGAAUCGGAUCUUUGAUCUGUUUGAUGUUAAGCGGAAGGGAGUCAUAGACUUUGGUGACUUUGUCAGAUCACUUAAUGUCUUCCAUCCUAAUGCCCCUCAAGAAGACAAGAUUGAUUUUUCAUUUAAACUCUAUGAUUUGGAUGGUACGGGCUAUAUUGAGCGCCAAGAGGUCAAGCAAAUGUUAAUUGCUCUUCUUUGCGAGUCUGAAAUGAAGUUGGCUGAUGAGACCAUUGAAAUAAUACUGGAUAAGACAUUCUCGGAAGCUGAUGUGGACCAAGAUGGGAAGAUAGACAAGUCCGAGUGGCAUAACUUCGUUAUUAAGAAUCCAUCAUUAUUAAAGAUCAUGACCCUCCCCUAUCUGAGGGAUAUAACAACGACAUUUCCAAGUUUUGUGUUUAAUUCUGAGGUUGAUGAGAUUGCUACGUGAAAGAAAGGAAUAAAUAGCUUAGGAAUACCAUGAAUUUAGUGUGGUAGAUAUUUCGAUGUAAUUCUUUGAGCAAUUGAACAACAAACAUUGUGAGAGGCAAAAGAAAGAAAGAGUUCAUUACUCCUUUUCAGAACGAGUAGGUAAGGUUGAUGUGAAGCCGAGGAAGCUUAUAUGAAGCUGAGGAGGCUUAUAUCCACCAGCAGAAGAAGGGUGUAGUCGCAGCAUUCAGAUGGCUAACUCUGGCGAUUGUAAAACGUUAUAUUAGUUUGGAAAUUCGUAGCCAAUUUUCUUUUUGAUAGUAUUAAUUAAAAUUGUAAAUUUUUUUU